Patella vulgata (common limpet) is the source of this 2619-nucleotide messenger RNA. RefSeq names its product F-box only protein 10. The transcript is spliced from 8 exons. The record is from RefSeq and is a predicted model, not a curated record. Gene Ontology annotation, biological process: ubiquitin-dependent protein catabolic process; regulation of apoptotic process; protein ubiquitination. Gene Ontology annotation, molecular function: protein binding. Lineage: Eukaryota; Metazoa; Mollusca; Gastropoda; Patellidae. Bases 637 to 2619 code for a protein of 660 amino acids.
AUGGCAGACCGUUAUAUAUCCGGUGAAGCAAUAAUAACAACAACAUCGCCUACUCAGGACUGCAGUCGAUGCAUCGAACGAAGAAUUAAUAAGUGUUUAACCUGACUGUCUGAUAUUUAAUGCCGUAUUUGAGAUUUUGCAAAAUCUAGGUUCCAGGUAGCUUAUCAUAAAGAAAAGACAAUACCAUUUCCGUCAGUAUGAUGUCAAUCAACAGUCAUCUAUAUCAUUUGAAAUUUUGGAUAUAACGAAAGCUCUGGCUGGGAAGUGCCAUACAUGUAGUAUUACACUACCACUUCCGGUUUCAGAGUUAUAUGUAUACUACUUUCAGUUUUGGUAGACACCUAUAAGGAAUCGUGGGAAGGCUGUACAUGUGUAACAGGAUGUAAACAACUAAUAUGAAAACGAUGUCAAGUACAUGUAUCCUACUUCCAGUUUCUAUCGACUCAUGAAUCAUGGGAAGGCUCUACACGUGUAACAGAAUGUAUACAGCUAGUAUGAAAAUGAUAUCAACAUUAACUAUUAACUUCAGGUUAUUUCCCCAUUUUCUCUCGAUUGACCGAACUUGAUUCCUGAACAUAUGAUCAAAUCAAAUAUCUUUGAUGAAUAUUGAAUGAAAGACAAGAUCUGUGAUUCAGAAUGUCAACGUUAACUAUUAAAACAGAAAAUUCUAGUAAAAUCCUGCCUGGAGAUGAAUCCGGUUUACCCCUUGAGCUAUGGCAAAUUAUUCUCUCGAGUCUAUCUGCGUGGGACUUGUGUCAAGUCUGCUGUGUUUGCAAGACAUGGAAUUCUUUUAUGAGAUGUGUCGAUUCCACUCGAUGGAAAGAACUCUAUUUAUCCAGUACGGAAUGGAAACAUCCAAAAUGGCCCCUUAAUAUCGAAUCCGAGCCAUCGUCAUGGAAACUUGCGUACAAAGAACAAUAUUUAUCCUCAAAAUUCUGGCAAAAUGGCAUAAAGAACAUGCCAAUUGUCAGUUGUCUUUCAGUGCUGAAGAGAAACAGGGUUAAGAAAUUGAUAAAUGUUGGACCAGGUCAGGAACAUGAAAAUCUUCGAAGUGCUUUAUUGGUUGCUAAUGAUUACGAUCGGAUAUGUGUUCAUCCUGGUAUAUAUGACGAGCAGUUUGAAAUGUCGUCAAAAAUUCCCUUUGAAUUGGUCGGAUGUGGUGAACUUGGUAGCGUUAUUCUAGUCGUGUGUAUUGAACAGAUUGCUCCAACUGGCCGACUCAGUAAUCUAGUUUUAAGAGCUCCAUGGUUUACAUCAUUUAUACUGAAGGUGAGAUCUGGUUUUAUGCAGAUUGAUAAUUGUAUUCUAGAAGACGGUAUGAUCUACGCUCAAAACCCAGGUACCUGUCAUGUUCGUUUUUCAUCUUUUCGUCAUGCGGCCGUCAUUUUACAACACAUGAAUGCCACUGUCAUUGAACAUUGUGAGUUUUCGCAGAGCGACACUGCUGACAUUAUCGUUGAAGGACAUGUGAAAGAUGACAAAAACUGGACAUAUUCGUAUCUGUGCCAGCACACUCGAAAUCUGAUUUUACCUCAUGCCCAAUCAGAUGUGUUAGAGGAGAAAUCAAGCGAUUUAGAGACAAGCACCAAUGAAAAUACUCAAAGAACAAAUUUAACCAAUGAAAAUGAAGAAGAGGAGUCACAUGUUAUUACUGUUGUUGAAGUACCUGACACUGUUAAAAGAAACUCUGUAUCCGUGGUAACAGAGAGAAUGUCGUCUGUUAGUGAAUGGGUUAACAAUGCGCCGUCAAAUCCAGUGGGUUCCACGGCAUCUUUAACAACUGCCAGUGUAGCUGAAGUUUGGAGUAUAAGUGAGACAUCACAUGGGUCUUUGUAUGAUCUGGAUGGUCUAGACUCUAACUCUGUCACAGAUCCAGAGUCUCGUCAAUCGCAUCAUUCAUCAUUUAGUAGUGAUGAUGAUUCUCCGAGUAUGAUCCAAUCAGAUAGCGAAGACGAUUUAUCUGACGGCUCCGUCAUCAUGUUACCUCAUUUACGACAACAUCAUCUGAGACUAGCACAAUCAAAAAAAUCACACAAACAAAGUAACCUUUCUGUUGAUAGUAGUUAUUUUAAACCAAUCAGAUUCGAUUUAACAAAAGACUCUACGGCUAAAGAUAUGUUAAAUCAGGUCAAAGGGUGUUUAAUUCAUGCGUGUCGAAUGUCACAUAGUAAAGGUGGUGUCAUGGUCAGUCUACAAGGUCAAGCUAUAAUAUCGGAGUGUGAUAUAAGUAAUGUUAGUUAUGGUAUACGCUGUAUACAAAAUGCUCAGGUUAUUAUAUUAAAGAAUAAAAUUCAUCAUUGUCGUACAUCAGGUAUAUUCAUGAGGCUAGCAUCAUCUGGACUUGUUGCUGGUAAUGAUAUUCACUCUAAUCUAGAGGCUGGUAUAGAUAUUAGAAAAAACGCUGACCCUAUUAUACAGCAUAAUAGAAUACACAAUGGAAAACGAUCCGGUAUCGUGGUAUUAGGUAGUGGGCGUGGUCAAAUAGAGAAAAAUGAUAUUUAUGAAAAUAAAGAGGCUGGUGUUUACGUUUUAUAUGGUGGAAACCCAACAAUCAGUGGUAAUUAUAUAUAUGAUGGUCAUGGUUUAAUGUAUAUUAUAUAUAUGAUGGUCAUGAUAUAA